Messenger RNA from Poecilia latipinna (sailfin molly), 3876 nucleotides. It is a transcript of the gene tmem175, whose product is annotated as transmembrane protein 175. NCBI's taxonomy places the organism in Eukaryota, Metazoa, Chordata, Actinopteri, Cyprinodontiformes, Poeciliidae. Bases 71 to 1636 code for a protein of 521 amino acids. Gene Ontology annotation, molecular function: potassium channel activity; proton channel activity. The record is from RefSeq and is a predicted model, not a curated record. The transcript is spliced from 10 exons.
CACAGUCAGCUGUUACUCGGGUGAUUGCAAACAUCUGCCCGUCCUCCGUGGUCCCGCAGCUCCGUCCAGGAUGGGGGAGAACGACGACAGCGACAUUAUCGAGCACCACGUCGAGGAGGAGAUGGAGAAGAAAGCGGCCAGGAUCCGCGGCCUGUCCUCCCCGCUGCUGGAUAGCCUCAGUCCGUCCGAGAGAGAGGGCCACAGCAGCACCCAGUCCUCCCACAGGCUGCUGGCCUACAGCGAUGCCCUCAUCUCCAUCAUUGCCACAGUCAUGAUAUUGCCGGUUGCCCACACCAAAGUGGAAGAUAACGAGGAGUUGAGGGAGAGCGUUCAGCUGCUGCUAACGACGAAGAUCGCCGUUUACCUGAUGACCUUCCUGAUCGUGACGGUUGCCUGGGCCGCCCAUAUCAGGUUAUUCCAGGUCAUUGUUCACAUUGACGAUUGCCUCGCUCUGCUUAACCUUGCCUGCAUGAUGCUGAUAACCUUCCUGCCGUACACUUUUUCUUUAAUGGCGACCUUCCCUGAGAACGUCCUCGGGAUUUUACUCUUCUGUGGUUGUGUGAUGGUGAUCGGGGUGAUUCAGUCGGUGAUUGUGCUGUACGCCUUCAGCCGGCCCUUCCUGCUGAACGAACAGAUCCAGAUCUCAGAGAACCUGACCUACUAUAAACAUCACAUCCUCAAGGUCAUCAUGAGGGUUCCCAUCAUGUGCUUCUUCGCCAGCAUCUUCUCCUUCAUCUUCUUCCAGCUGUCUUAUGUUCUCCUAGCCAUCGUCAUCUUCCUGCCUUACAUCUCCCAGAGCCUGAAGUGGUGCCGCAGCAAAGCCAUCGGUCAGGUGGAGGAGACGCCGGACUCCAUGUUGUUUUACACAUACCUUCCCAACGAGCCGCUCAGCAAGGAGCGAGUCGAGGCUUUCAGCGACGGCGUUUAUGCCAUCGUAGCAACGCUUCUCAUCUUAGACAUAUGUGAGGACAACGUUCCGGACCCGGCGGUGGUGCAGAAGCAGUUUGGCGGCAGCCUGGUCGCCGCCCUGCAGGCCUACGGCCCGGAGUACCUCGCCUACUUCGGCUCCUUCGCCACUGUCGGCCUCCUCUGGUUCGUCCACCAUUCCCUCUUCCUCCACGUCACCAAGGCGACACGCUUCAUGGGCCUGCUGAACACCUUCUCUCUGGCGUUUGUUGGCGGUUUGCCGUUAGCCUACCAGCUAACGCACGAGUUCCCACGCAACUCGCAGAAUGAACUCGAAGCCAUUCAGAUCAGCUGCGUGAUCGUUUUCUUCGCCGGGAUAUUCCAGCUCUCCAUCUGGGUGGUGGCGCUCUACAACGAGCAGGAAACCUUGCACCCUUACGUCUGGUAUGGCGGACGGGAGCACGUGUUCAUGCUAGCUAAGCUAGCUCUGUACCCCUGCGUCGCUUUGGGGACGUUUUUCCUGUCCUGCAUCUUGAGUAAAUUCAGCACCUCCAUCUUCCAUCUGAUGGAGAUCACGGUGCCUUUCGCCUUUCUUGUGCUGAGGCUCUUGGUGCGCAUUGGGGUGGCGCUGCUUCGCUUCCUUUUCUGUCCCAACCGGUCCGAUCUGACGACCAUUGUGGACGAUGAAGCGGACGAAACGCGAGUCCCGUUUAAUGCUGUAGUUACCUAGAAGUUUCCUGACUGGCUCUGUGGAGUAUUGCUGCUAAAAGGUUUGGCCACUGAAAGAAACCCCUGGUGGGUUUAUAUCCAGAGCAAAGUGGACAGAACCGUCCUCCUUUUCUAUUAGUUGUUUGUUCAUCUCUGGAGCACAGAUGGGAUUAAACGCUGAAUGUGAAAUCUGGAUCCAAGAUGUAAAGGAAGCUCUGAUACUAAUGCAGUUAGCCAAGAUUCGUUCGUUCAUUCAUUCGUCUUUUCAGUUACCACCUGUGUGAUUAGCGGCCGUUUUAACCAGAGGUGGGUAGUGUCCCCAAAAAUUGUACACAACCAAGAGUAGUACAGCAUAUUUGUACUUAAGUAAAAGUAGAAAAAUAACCGUCCAAGAAAUACUUGAGUAACAAUAAAAAGUACAGCAUAGUAAAAGUACUCCAGUAAAGGUAGCCGGGUAAAUGUAACCAGUUACAACCCAUCUCUGGUUUUAGUGUUGUCACCAUCCAGGCAUCCAAAUGUGAUUCUCUUAGCAUGUUCAUAUUUUUGUUUUAUCUCAAUCAGGAUCUGAAGGUUAGAUUGGGAAUCUGUUUUCUCAGCCAAAUUCUUUUCUUAAAGGUUUAGUUCAGAUGAUUAAUGGUGAGAUUAUGAGAUAGAAACCUACCUUUCCUUUGUAUUUGGCAGAAUUGUAUUGUAUUCAGUAUAAUUUGGGUCUCCUUUAAUCAGAACUGCAGAAACUGAGUCAUGACAGCCUUUUUUUGUAUUAUUUUGUUUAGCAAAGGCUGUUUCCUUACUGAUCCAUUUUGUUUUUGCGUAGGCUCAGUGAAGCUGGUUACAAAGAAAAAAUAAUGUUUUUUCUUUGUUCUGCUCCAGAGCAACGCACUGAAUUUGGUCAUUGCGGCUGCAGAUCUGACAUUUUUCAGAUUGGAGAUUUUGUCCAGGCCUGAAGCAAAUGGAGGAAUGUCUUUAGGAAGUUGGAAGGUCAGUCGGGGUUUCGUCAACAGCAUCGGGGGCAUCAGAGUCUGUAGUGGCGAAAGAGGAUGAACCAAAGAGAAACUUUGGAAAUAUCUGGUUCAGAAAUGUUCUGAGUCAUGAGGCAUUUGGUUUUGAUUUUUUUGCCCCAAUUCUUGGGAGCUAUUAACUUCUGAGGGCCAAAAUCAUUAAGUUGGAAGGAGUUUUAGGCCACAAAAUGUAUGUUUUGUGCCUUUUUUUCAAGUUGAUCCACUCAGUAAUUAAAUUUAAAUCAUUGUAGACAGAAAACGUAAAAACAUUUUUGCACAGUUGCGUUAAGACAGUUACGCAGUUUUUUUUUUGCGUUUGAUUGCAGAAACAUGAUAAAUGAACGAUGUUUUUUUGUACCUUUUUUCUUUAAGAUAUUUAUCUCUAAACCACGUUUCUCUAUAAGAUGAAAAAGUGUCCAUCUGUAUCAACCUCCUGUGCUUGCAAUGAGGUCAGGGGCCGCACAAAAUCCUUCAGAGGGCCGCAUAAGGCCCCCGCACCACACCUUGGACACCUCUACGGCAAAUCUAUUGUUUUGGUUUAAAUGAAGUUGUCAAGAUUUAAGGAAGAUGCUAACUGCUCAUAAGCUCUCCACAGAACCAAACUGGAAGCUUAGCGCACUUUAAAACCCGUACUGACAAAGUAGAGCCAUAAAACUCGUCACUGCACUGUUUUAUAUUGAUUUCGUACAAAUUUAACAACUUAUAAAUCAGUUCAAAUUAAUAUUUAAUCAAAAACUAAACAUCAAAUGUUUCAGAGACAAAAACCGUGAGACAUACGAAGGGUUUUUACUGUGUUGCAUCAACACUGGAACUGGAAAUGGUUCCCUCCUUUUUCCUGUAGUUUGUUUUUUUUAUUUUCUUCCGUUUAUUUUUCAAAUCGAUGGUUGUGGAUUUGAUAAAACAACUUAAAAAGGGAUCCUGUAUGUUUGUCCAGUAGGGGUCACUGUUAUUUUAAAUAAAUAAUGCUUAAACACCGACAUUGUCAUAAAAACCGUUUUAAUACCAACUCCAGGUGGAUUUAAAACCAACGUGCACUUUAAUUAAAACCUAUAAAAUCGUGUUCAUCUUUUUUUCUUUGUAUUAUUUUGUGUUAAUUUGUUUGCAACCUGCACUGUUUUCCAUUCAGAUCAUGUUGAGAAGAGACCUUUUCUUUUUUUCACUGAAGGACUGAAAAGCCGUUAAAUGUUUGGUUUCAAAAUGUUGACUUCCUAAAUACAAAUGUUUGUGGCACAUCAUGCAGAUUAAUAAAAAUGAACUGUCAAGC